Messenger RNA from Sycon ciliatum, 4280 nucleotides. RefSeq names its product phosphatidylinositol 4,5-bisphosphate 3-kinase catalytic subunit alpha isoform-like. Gene Ontology annotation, molecular function: 1-phosphatidylinositol-3-kinase activity; 1-phosphatidylinositol-4-phosphate 3-kinase activity. Gene Ontology annotation, cellular component: cytoplasm; phosphatidylinositol 3-kinase complex; plasma membrane. The record is from RefSeq and is a predicted model, not a curated record. The transcript is spliced from 8 exons. Bases 291 to 3419 code for a protein of 1042 amino acids. Gene Ontology annotation, biological process: cell migration; phosphatidylinositol 3-kinase/protein kinase B signal transduction; phosphatidylinositol-mediated signaling. Lineage: Eukaryota; Metazoa; Porifera; Calcarea; Leucosolenida; Sycettidae.
ACUCACAUUUUGUUCUUUUUGCCCUGCGUUUGAAGAAAGAGCAGGUCUGGAGACGUGUGAAGCUGCGGGUCGCGUCUCUGCAGCGUGGAGCAGGAAGCCCGACGAAAGAAACGGCAAGAGAGCAUCUGGUAGCGAAGAUGGCUUCGCCGUCCGCGUGAGAGUUGAGGCGGCGAAGUGACGACCGGAGAAGUCGCCAACAACGAAACGCUGCUCGGGUACCUUGCACCUUGGGGUGCGAGAGUGCUUUGGCGGACUACAGAACUGGACGUAGGUGAAACAGCUGUUGGAAGAUGGCGUACGGCUAUAACGACGACGAGCUGACGGAUAUCUAUGCGGAUCUCUCGCAACCGCUAGAUAUCGAUUGCCUAUUACCAACCGGAGUGCUCGUACCGGUGCGAUGCAUGUGGGACUCGGCGCUAGAGGACAUCAAGGCGAAAGUCUGGUCCGAAGCGAAGAGUUAUCCCAUGUUCAAUCUGCUGAAGGCCGAGGCUUUCUACGUGUUUGUGGGCGUCAACAUGGAUGCGGAGAAAGAGGAAUUGAUAGACGAGCAUCGUCGAUAUUGCGACCUGAAUUUAUUCCACCCCCUACUACAAGUGGUGGAGAAACAGGGUGACCAGGACGAGAAACUGUUCAAUGCAGAAGUGGGCAACUUGAUCGGUAAACGUCUGCAAGACCUGACGGUGAUGGGAGCUGAGGUGCAUGAUUAUCGCUGCACUAUGCUAGCUCAUAGUAAAGCAGUAGUGGACAGACGAGGCCAGGAAGGAUGGCUGCAAACCCUUACUAGGAUCUUCCCUCCCGACGUCCAUCCGAACUCACAAUUACCGGCGUCGAUUAGCGGCCGCCUUCGCAAGGAUGGCAUGGUGGAAGUAGAUAUGUACGUACUAACGGUCAGCAACCCGCCGCAAAAGUGCAGCGCGUGCAUUUCGCUACCGAUCAACUCCACUCCGGACACCCUAAUCGAGCGCACGCUGCAGAAGAGGCUUGCGUCGCUGACGUUACAGCGAGAGAACCCGCGCGACUACGUAGUGAAGGUGUGUGGCUGCGAGGAGUACUUACUACAGUCAGUGCCGCUGUCACAGUAUCGGUAUGUGCGCGCGUGCAUCGUGCGCCAGGAGCGGCCGCAGUUCACCAUCAAGCGCAAGAGCGAAGUCAUGAAGCUUGCGCCGGAGAAUAAUGUAUUUCACAUGCCAGUCGGCCUCGGCGAGACAGCGCGAACCUCGGUGGCACCGACAGGCAACCAGGGCAUGAUGCAACUCUGGGCGGUGGACAACAAGUUCAAGCUCAAGGUGGUGAAGGCAAGCAAUGUAAACGCUGAUAGUGUUCUCGUCCGGGCAGGGAUAUUCCACGGUGGUGAGCCGCUCUCGGAUAUCGUCAGCACUCGACCAGCCUCGUCCAACAGUCAGCUCGAGUCACCCUGGAAUGAGAACCUAGUGUUCGACAUUGACGUUCGAGACCUACCCCGCUCCGCACGUCUCUGCUUUGUCAUUUACGGCUUCCAGCAGGUUGGAGAAGAGAGCGACUCGAUCUCGCAAGAGGGGCCGCUUGCCUGGGUGAACAUAAACAUAUUUGACUACAACGGCAUGUUGCGGACAGGCUCAGAGUCGAUGGCAUGUUGGCCAUGUGAAUCAGCUCUGGAAGAGGUACUGAAUCCGAUUGGUGGCACCGUAGCCAACCCGAAUGUCGGCACAUCCAUCACGCUUCAUCUCGAGCUCGACCGCUACGCAGGCGGGUCCGUGAUGUACCCAUCGUUGCGGCAGAUCGAGCAGUAUGCCAACUCAUUGGGUCGCAGUCAGAGCACGCACCCAGCGCCCGCCGUCCUGGAACAACUGCAUCGCAUUGUGGACACGGACUCGCUUGGCGAACUGGACGAACAGGACCAGAAGGUUGUGUGGCAGCACCGCGACUACCUGUCACAGAUACCCCAGUCACUGCCCAAACUGCUGCGCUCCGUCCAGUGGAACAGCCGUGAUGCAGUGGCGCAGAUGCUUCAGUUACUGGCCAAAUGGAGAAAGCUAAACCCAGAGGAUGCAAUGGAGCUGCUGGAUUACUUGUAUGCCGACACGAGCGUGCGGAAAUUUGCUGUGGAGUGUUUGGAAGCGGCCAUGACUGACGAUCAGCUUUCUAACUACCUUCUACAAUUAGUACAGGUAUUGAAGUACGAGCCAUACCUGGACUGCCCCUUAGGCAAGUUCCUGUUGACGAGGGCUCUCAACAACCAGCUCAUUGGGCACUUCUUCUUUUGGCAUAUGCGGGCGGAAAUGCACAAUGCAGAGGUGUCAGUCCGCUUCGCCAUUCUCCUGGAAGCAUACUGCCGUGGAAGCCGUGCUCACACCAAGGUGUUAACCGUACAACAAGAAGCUCUGGUGAAGCUACGCUCCAUCACCGAACUGCUGCGCAGUCGACCGAUGAAGGACCGGCCGCGUGGCUUAAAGGCAAUGCGCGACACCCUGCAGCAACCUGCGUACAUGGAUGCCCUGUCUAAGAUCCCAUCACCACUCAACCCGAUCUACCAACUGAAUCGCAUCAUACUGGAGAAGUGCAAGUUCAUGGACUCCAAGAUGAAGCCGCUGUGGUUGGUGUUUGAGAAUCAAGACGCCAUGGGCAAGAACAUCUACCAGAUCUACAAGAACGGCGAUGACUUGAGACAGGACAUGCUCACGUUGCAGAUCAUUCGCAUCAUGGACAACAUCUGGAAAGCGGAAGGUCUCGACUUUGAGAUGACGCCGUACGGCUGCCUGUCAUCCGGUGAUCAGGUGGGACUGAUUGAAGUGGUCCUGAACGCGGAGACCAUUGCCAACAUCCAGUGCCAGAUCGCCGGCGGUGCGUCCGGUGCGUUCAAGGCCAACACGCUCUACAUGUGGCUGCAGGAGAAGAACAAGGACCCGGCGCAGCUGCAGAAGGCCAUCCAGACGUUCACAAACUCCUGCGCUGGCUACUGCGUGGCCACGUACGUGCUGGGCAUCGGCGACCGCCACUCGGACAACAUCAUGCUGCGGGAGAAUGGACAGCUGCUGCAUAUCGACUUUGGCCACUUCCUGGGCAACUUCAAGAGCAAGUUCGGCGUCAAGCGCGAGCGUGUGCCGUUCGUGUUGACGGACGAUUUCGUGUACGUCAUCUCGGAAGGCCAGGGAGACAAGAGUCGCCAGUUUGAAGAGUUCAAGGCGAAGUGCGAGAACGCGUUCAUGCUGCUGAGGAAAAAGGGCAACCUUCUACUCAACCUGUUUGUGAUGAUGCUGUCGUGCGGUAUUCCCGAGCUGCAAUCCCUCAACGACAUCAUGUACGUGCGCAACUCUCUAGCGCUGGGUAUGAGUGAUGCCGAGGCGCAGAACUCAUUCCGCUCAAAGUUCACAGAGGCCAUGAAGAACUCAUGGAGCGUCUCCUGGAACUGGUACAUUCACAAUGUGGCGCACAAGAAGUAAGCUCAGCCGAGUGAGUAGUCACGCUGCUGUGAACACUACCUCCACCAUCCGCUUGCCUGUGGGUGAUGUCAAACACCUGCCUCGCUUGGUGACCUUGCGCAGUUGAGCUCUGUUAUCCAGUACCCCGGCUUGGUGCUGCGACUCUAAUACCGAAUACCGGAAGCUGUUAUUUACUGUUGCUGUGUCCGUGACUCAGUGGCGUUCUUGUUUCCGCACUUUCUGUUACUUCGUAUCUAGUUGUUACUUUUGUCAAUCCGUUCACUUACUUUUUCAGUUUUGAUCCUAUUCUUUGAUUUCGCUAUGAGUGAAAAAUCAUUAUCUAUUUUCUUUAUUACAUGCGUGACUGAUGCUGUCGUUGCCCUCAAGAAAUGAAAUGCUAAUUUGGUUCAGUGGAUUUUGAAGUAUUUUCUGCAUAAGCCUGUGCCCCCCCCCCCCACAUGUUUCUCAUCCACAUGUUUCAUAUUUCUGCAUCAUCUUACGGCCUUUUUGUUGUCAAUUUAGAUGGUAUGGAAUAGCAUGGUGGCCGCACAGGUAUGUUGCCUCUCUGCUGUUCUAGGAGAAAAUGCAUGUGUAGGUAGAUGAGUCGCCAACGUCUCACAUGCCACUAUCUCAGUUCUGCCUCAUUUAACAGCAAUCUUGAUUGUUUCUGCUGCAGGAGACAGCAUAGAAGCUCUCUUUUUCCUCUUUGGCCCCUUUGUUCUCCUUUUGGUUUUUUGAGCAGCCUCCUCAGUUACAAAUAAUUGUACAUUUCCCCCAUAGCAAGCAAUUGCAAUGUUGAACUUCCAGGCGCAUACGCUUUGCAGAUGACUUAUUUUUUUAUUUGUGCCACUGGCGGGUAACAUUAUAUUCCACGGUCGUUUA